CGUUGCUUAUGUCUAUUUUCUUCAUUGUUUAUGUUCUAAUUGGAAUUACCGCGAGCAAGCGGACGGCUUGCUGCUAACCGUCAAAAAAUCUCAAAAGCGGAUGUGUGUAACAGAAGAUAAAUUUCAAAAUAAACCCACGGGGCAAGGUGCUUAAUUUUUGACUAGUUUUGUCGGCUAAAUAUCUUUGUAAAUAAAAAUUUAAAAAAAAGGGAUCGGAGCCGAACGUGAGCAAAUAAAGUGCAAAAAUCCAACUGUCGGCCGAUAUUUUUCGUGCAAUAAUCUGUUAUGCCCCAAGGUGCAUGAAUGUUCAUGUUCUCGAGUCAAGAGUGGCCAGCUAAUACGAUUCUCCAUCAGUUUACGGUCACACCAUUAAUUUAAUUAGAAAAAAAGGAGAAGAAUACAAAAAAUCAUCAGAACUGAAUCAAAAGACAAUCGGAAUUUAAUUUUAAAAUGUGGAAACUUGGACUGGUACCGGUUUGCUGAAGUUUGGCUGUUCCUAUGUCUAAGUUUUUAGAAGGAAACUGUGGCAAUAUAGAUGCAAAAUAGCAACUAGCGACUAAACGCAAACGCACCUGUUGAAAAUCAAGUUUUUAUUUUUUACAAGAAAAAAAAAAGAAUAAAUACUAAAGGCUUGUAUUUAAGAUUACAUAACCCAAUAUGGAACCCCAUCAGCGCCACCUAUCCAAUUUUUACAAAGUCGACGACUGAGUGACAGUGUCUUCGUCGAUAGAGCGCCACAAGCAAGGAGGGCACCAAAGUGCUAGGAGAGGCCAUACUAUUCCCGCUCCACCGCCGACUGUCACUAUGCCGAACAUGUCCAGCAUCAAGGCAGAGCAGCAAAGUGCCCCCCUGGGCACUACAGGAAGCUUUCAGCUACCGAGCAACAGCAAUGCAACCACGAUACCAGCUGGAGCGGCUGGAGGAGCCACCACCCCCUCCCGGCACAACGUCUCCGUGACGAACAUUAAGUGCGAGCUGGACGAGCCACCCACGCCCAACGGCAACCUGGUGCCGGUAAUAGCCAACUACGAACUCCACUCGGGCAGCAUACUUAUACCGCUGACCGGACAACAGAGCCAGGAGGACGAGUCCGACUCCGAGGCGGAACUGACGAACAUUGAGAACUUGAAGGUGCGACGACGGGCUUCGGACAAGAACGGUCCGCGGCCCAUGUCCUGGGAAGGGGAGCUGAGCGAGCCGGAGGCCGACGGCGGGGAGGAGCCCAUGGAGACCGAGCCGACGAUCAAAAGGGAGAUCCUGGCGUCUCAUGCUGCCACGACCAUGCAGCCCAUUAAGACCGAGCUGGAGAACAUCGACGGCGAACUGCACCACCAGCAGCAGCAGGGGAAGCCGUACACGCUGUCCACCUCCACGCCGCACUCCGGCCCGAAGCUGAAGCUUGCGCCGACCCAGAGCGACCCGAUUAACCUUAAGUUCGAGCCACCGCUUGGGGACAACUCACCGCUCCUGGCGGCCCGCAGCAAGUCGAGCAGCGGCGGCCACCUGCCACUGCCUGCGAAUCCCAGUCCGGACUCCGCCAUACAUUCCGUCUACACGCACAGCUCGCCCUCCCAGUCCCCGCUGACGUCCCGGCACGCCCCCUACACGCCCUCGCUCAGCCGGAACAAUAGCGACGCCUCCCACAGCAGCUGCUACAGCUACAGCUCGGAGUUCAGUCCCACCCACUCGCCGAUUCAGGCGCGUCAUGCCCCGCCCAGCGGCGUCCUUUACGGCAACGGGAGUCUGCACCACCACAGCGUGCUGUACCGACCGCUCAAAAUGGAGGCUUCGUCCACCGCCUCAUCCGGAAGCCACGAGGCGCAGAACCUGAGCAUGGACUCGGUCUGCAGCAGCCUGGACGUGAGCUCCGGCUCAUCCCUACCCGCUUCUCCGGCUGGCAUUUCGCGCCAACAACUCAUCAACUCGCCGUGCCCCAUUUGCGGCGACAAAAUCAGUGGCUUCCAUUACGGCAUCUUCUCGUGCGAGUCCUGCAAGGGAUUCUUCAAGCGCACUGUCCAAAAUCGAAAGAACUACGUCUGCGUGCGCGGUGGACCCUGCCAGGUGAGCAUCUCCACGCGCAAGAAGUGCCCGGCCUGCAGGUUCGAAAAGUGCCUGCAAAAGGGCAUGAAACUGGAGGCCAUUCGGGAGGACAGGACGCGUGGCGGUCGGUCCACCUAUCAGUGCUCCUACACGUUACCCAACUCGAUGCUCAGCCCGCUGGUGAGUCCGGACCAGGCGACCGGAUCGGCAACGAUGCACCAGCAGCAACAGCCGAAUCAGCAACAGAGACUUCAUCAACUGAAUGGGUUUGGUGGUACAUCACUGUCCACCUCGGUUUCCCUGCCCGCCAGCCCCAAUCUGGGGGCCUCCAUCAAGGUGGAGGAACCGGUUGAUACAGCCAAGCACCAGAUCCAACGAAUAGGAAGCAUUCCGCCACUUCUGAAGGAAAUUAUGGAUGUUGAACAUCUAUGGCAGUACACCGACGCAGAGCUGGCCCGCAUCAAUCAACCGCUGUCUGCCUUCGCCUCCGGAAGCUCCUCAUCGUCCGCAGCUACUUCCGCCAGCCACGGACAACCGCCACAGCAACCACAAGUGACCAAUCCACUGCUGGCCAGUGCCGGUCUAUCAUCCAACGGAGAGAACGCCAAUCCCGAUCUGAUCGCCCAUCUGUGCAACGUGGCCGACCACCGUCUCUAUAAGAUUGUAAAAUGGUGCAAGAGUUUGCCCCUCUUUAAGAAUAUAUCGAUCGAUGACCAGAUCUGCUUGCUAAUCAAUUCCUGGUGUGAGCUAUUGCUCUUCUCCUGCUGUUUCCGAUCCAUCGACACUCCUGGAGAAAUAAAAAUGUCACAAGGCAGAAAGAUAACCCUCUCGCAGGCCAAAUCAAAUGGUUUGCAGACCUGCAUCGAAAGAAUGCUUAAUCUGACAGAUCACUUAAGGCGCUUGCGAGUCGAUCGCUAUGAAUACGUUGCCAUGAAGGUGAUUGUGCUGCUGCAGUCAGACACCACGGAGUUGCAGGAGGCUGUCAAGGUGCGGGAGUGCCAGGAGAAGGCCUUGCAGAGCUUACAGGCCUAUACCCUGGCCCACUAUCCCGAAACUCCUUCAAAGUUUGGCGAACUCCUGCUCCGUAUUCCCGAUUUGCAGCGUACAUGCCAGCUUGGAAAGGAGAUGCUAACGAUCAAAACACGCGAUGGGGCCGAUUUCAACUUGCUGAUGGAGCUAUUACGCGGAGAACAUUGACAAUUGAUUAUUCUGAUGGAAGUUAGCUACCAUUGGCACAAGUUUUACAUACUUAGUAUUAGUUAUUAUAUAUUUAGAAUUAGGUUUUCUAACUAUAAGCUCUGAAAAUAUGUGCCUAAAACCAAAGCCACAACAGCCAGCUGCAUCGCGAGCCCACGAAGAAAUGAAACUAAGCGCAAAAUUUGCCAAAUUUUUUACACAAAACUAUAUAUUUUGAUAUACGCCAUGUCAGCAGAGGAGGGAGGGGGCUUCGAUCAAUCGCUGGUGUUGUUGUCGGCUGGUGUUCCAGUAAAGAAAAGAAAGUAUAUAACGUUUUUGCUAUAUAUACAUAUUUGACUUAUGUAUAAAGAAAACUAAAGCACACAUGGAAAAUGAAAAGACUAAGAAAUUUAUUUAAGGGAUUAACUUUAGUAUAACGGAUGGAAGUAAAAUCGAAAAUGCAUAAAGAAGAAAAUAACAAAAAUCAAAUCAAAUUAAGAUAGCGACUUUUUUAUAUAUGUAUCUAUUUAAGAGCAAAUAUUCAAACUAUUUUUUAAUGAAAUGCCAAAACCGAUUUGGUGUAAAGAAGAGCUGCUAGAAUUUUCGAUACAUAUAUCUAUAUACAUAUAUAUAUAUACAUUAAUGCAAAUCGGAUAAAGUCCAAUUUUUAAAAGUUUUAGCAUUUAGUCUUAGUGCAAUUUCACCCCCAUGUCUACAUAAUAUACAUGUUUCUCCAGAUAUGGUCGCAAAACCUCUUCAAACAAGAAAAGACCACAAAAAACUGUCAACUUCAGUUGGCUAAAGACUCCUCCAGUGAUUCUAUUUGUUACAUUGAAAAUACACACACGACUACUUAUACAAUAUAUAUAUAUUAUAUAUAGUAUAGUAUAUAUAUAAAUCAAAUG
Messenger RNA from Drosophila ananassae, 4121 nucleotides. RefSeq names its product nuclear hormone receptor FTZ-F1 beta (gene Hr39). Gene Ontology annotation, cellular component: RNA polymerase II transcription regulator complex. The record is from RefSeq and is a predicted model, not a curated record. The coding region runs from base 805 to 3237 and encodes 810 amino acids. Gene Ontology annotation, biological process: tissue development; regulation of transcription by RNA polymerase II; hormone-mediated signaling pathway. Gene Ontology annotation, molecular function: nuclear receptor activity; zinc ion binding; RNA polymerase II cis-regulatory region sequence-specific DNA binding. Lineage: Eukaryota; Metazoa; Arthropoda; Insecta; Diptera; Drosophilidae. The transcript has 9 exons.